AUGUCUACUGCCUGUCGACGGAUUGAUUUUGAUGAGUUAGACUUAGAAGGGUCUGAAACUGAUGAUGAGUUAGAGCUAGAAAAUACAAGUAUUGCUAAUGUUAUUGCUUCCAAUAUUGAUGAUCAAGAAAGAGAUGAAUGCGGUGCAAGAAUUGAAAUCUUGUUGAAUGAACACAUGAUGAGUGAUGACUCUGUACUUCAAGAAAUGGCAAGCAAAAUGAAAGAUAAAUUUCACAAGUAUUGGAGCGAUUAUAGCAUGAUUCUUGCACUUGGGACUGUUCUUGACCCACGAAUGAAGUUUGAGGUGAUUGAACAUUAUUAUCCUUUGAUUGAUCCUAUACAUGGCCAUGCAAAGAUUGAAACUAUCAAGUACAAGUUGAUUUACAUAUUUGAUCAAUAUAAAGAAAUGAGUGGUACAUCAUCAUCUCCAACUACUCAAUCAUCUUUAGGGCCAGGGACAUCAUCAAAUCAUCAAUCAUUUGUGGGUUCACAUAACAUAGUGGAGAAAGGGAGGGAUGAGAAAAAGGCAUUAUUUCAAGUUUAUGGUGAUUUUCUUAGAGUGAAGAUCCGUGAUGCUUCUUCCAUUACAAAGUCUGAGUUAGAUUAUUAUUUGAAAGAAGCAACUCUUGAUCUUAAUGCAUUCAUAGAAAUGAAUGUCUUGGAUUAUUGGAAGAAUAAUCAACAUAGAUUUUCAAUUCUUUCAAAAAUUGCAUGUGAUGUCUUGAGUAUUCCGAUCACUACAGUAGCUAGUGAAUCGGCCUUCAAUAUUGGUUCACGCAUUCUUACAAAGUACGGGUCUUCCCUUCUUCCAGAGAAUGUUCAAGCUCUUGUUUGCACAAGGAAUUGGUUGUUUGGAUGGAAUUAUGAUGGUGAAGGUUCUGAUGAUGAGGAUGAUGAUGAAGCUAAGUUAAUUAUGUUAGAUGAAGAUAAUCAUGCAAUAGAACAAGCUUCUAAUGUCAUCAAUUUAACAUGA
This is a messenger RNA of Prosopis cineraria, 972 nucleotides long. RefSeq names its product zinc finger BED domain-containing protein DAYSLEEPER-like. The transcript is spliced from 4 exons. Gene Ontology annotation, molecular function: DNA binding; protein dimerization activity. NCBI's taxonomy places the organism in Eukaryota, Viridiplantae, Streptophyta, Magnoliopsida, Fabales, Fabaceae. The coding region runs from base 1 to 972 and encodes 323 amino acids. The record is from RefSeq and is a predicted model, not a curated record.